This is a messenger RNA of Arvicola amphibius (Eurasian water vole), 6113 nucleotides long. It is a transcript of the gene Mapk8ip3, whose product is annotated as mitogen-activated protein kinase 8 interacting protein 3. Gene Ontology annotation, cellular component: cytoplasm. Lineage: Eukaryota; Metazoa; Chordata; Mammalia; Rodentia; Cricetidae. Gene Ontology annotation, molecular function: MAP kinase scaffold activity; signaling receptor complex adaptor activity; JUN kinase binding. The transcript is spliced from 28 exons. Gene Ontology annotation, biological process: vesicle-mediated transport. The coding region runs from base 1501 to 4755 and encodes 1084 amino acids. The record is from RefSeq and is a predicted model, not a curated record.
GUAGCCAUGGGUGUAGCAAGGGUCCCCAAACUACUGAUAUCCCAUGUCCAUUCAGGGGACUCCAGUCCUUGCCUUUUUCCCUGAGUUAGCUCAUGCCAUCCUGACAUAAGACAAGGACAAAGAAACAGAGCUGGGGUGUCAGGAGGCAUGAGCUUCCUGCUCUGACCUCACAUUAGCACCUGUGAGUCCAGGCUAGCCCCUUUGUUUCUCAGGCCACUCUGCAGCCAAGGACGCUAUGUUUUUUAAGAUUGAACUUAGCUACAACAGAACAUAUCCCCAAAUAUAUGCCUUUCUCUGACUAGAUGUACCAGGAUACAUGGUAUUCUCAAGGCUUUUACAAGCCUUCAGUGUCUAGACUCGGAAGCUUCUGCUAGGAGGAGGCAUAAAUAUUGAGAUAGCUUUUGGCCUGGGCUCUUUUCUACUUGACUCUGGUCAUAGUUCUUCAGCUACAAGUUGAGAAGACAGAUACUACCACUUGCAGGUAUGUAUCCCAAACAUAGAGCCCAGAAAAGGCCAGGUUAUUUAUUCAGGGCUCCAGGUCAUUUUUUGUACAAGGGGUCUGUGUGCUUAGACUGUCUGGAAGGUAGCUGCAGCAUUGCCAAGUAAGGGAGACUGCCGUCCUGGGGUGGAGGAGGUGCCCCUGGGUCUGGUGGAAAGUUUCCCACAGAGGGAACUGGGGACAUCUACUCUUGGGCCUCUGAACUUGGUGGAUGUGGAAUCUAGAACUUCUGAAAUUUCCUGCUGUUCUUGGCUGACUGUUCUGCCUGUGUCCAACUUGCCUGUAGGGGCUGCUGUGUGCUGAUGGCUCUGUCAGAAAGUGACCCACUGCUUCUGUUCUUGUUUUAGGCAAUGAGUAUAUCUUUGAGACAGGUACCGGUGCUCUGUCUCACUGUCAUGUCAGUGUCUGUGCCCUGAGGAGAAGGCAGCAAGACCCAUAAGCAUUUGCUAUCCCUGGUCAUCUAGACAUGGCCUUGCCAUUAUGCCGGCUUUUCACUCUCAGUCGCUUGCCCAUUCACUCUCCCUCACAGCAGACCUGUGGAAGGCUUCCCUUAAGCAUCUGCAGAAGCUACAGGAAAGCCAUGGGAGCUUAUGCCUGGCCCAGCCUGGCUCCAGGCACCCACUCAAGCCCAUGCUUUACCAGCUUUUCUUCUUGUCUUUUCUGUCUCUGCUGCGUUCUUUUUUUCUCUUAAACCACAAAUGUUUUAUGUUUUAGUUUGUUGUGUGUUUUAUUUAAUUUUUCUUAUUUUUAAAAGUAAUUACAUUAAGUUCUUUUUAUUUCAUGCUCCAAAUUUUAAGGUUUUUCUAAUUUCUUAAUUUUUGUUUGUUUUUUGUUUUGUUUUUUGUUUUUAUAUACUAUAGUGUUUUAACCAAACAGUUGUGGCUACUCAUGGUGAGGAAUGAUCGCUAAGAGUGUGGGUUCUUUGCAAUACAUUUGGAGGUCACUGCUCCCCGUUGAUGUUUAGGAGGUUGAGAGGUUUGCCCUAGUGUCCAAAUGAUGAGAUGUCUGAGUCAGGCCAGUCCUCAGCAGCUGCUACUCCCAGUACCACAGGUACCAAGUCCAACACACCCACGUCCUCCGUGCCCUCAGCAGCAGUUACACCACUCAAUGAGAGCCUACAGCCCCUGGGGGAUUAUGGCAGUGUCACAAAGAACAACAAGAGGGCUCGAGAGAAGCGCAACAGCCGCAACAUGGAGGUCCAGGUCACCCAGGAGAUGCGGAACGUCAGCAUCGGUAUGGGCAGCAGUGACGAAUGGUCUGAUGUUCAAGACAUUAUCGACUCUACCCCAGAGCUGGAUGUCUGUCCGGAAACCCGUCUGGACCGCACAGGAAGCAGCAGCCCAACCCAGGGAAUUGUAAACAAAGCUUUUGGCAUCAACACUGACUCCCUGUAUCAUGAACUAUCUACAGCAGGAUCUGAGGUCAUCGGUGAUGUGGAUGAGGGAGCUGACCUCCUAGGGGAGUUCUCAGUGCGCGAUGAUUUUUUUGGAAUGGGCAAAGAAGUGGGGAACCUGCUGCUGGAGAACUCGCAGCUUCUAGAGACAAAAAAUGCUUUGAAUGUGGUGAAGAAUGACCUCAUUGCCAAGGUUGACCAACUGUCGGGAGAGCAGGAAGUGCUGAAGGGUGAGCUGGAAGCCGCCAAACAAGCCAAAGUCAAACUGGAAAACCGAAUCAAAGAACUUGAAGAAGAGCUGAAAAGAGUCAAGUCAGAGGCAGUAAUCGCACGCCGUGAGCCCAGAGAAGAGGUGGAGGAUGUAAGCAGCUAUCUCUGUACAGAAUUGGACAAAAUCCCUAUGGCCCAGCGCCGACGCUUCACAAGGGUAGAAAUGGCCCGAGUGCUCAUGGAACGGAACCAAUAUAAAGAACGACUAAUGGAGCUGCAGGAGGCUGUGCGGUGGACUGAAAUGAUCAGAGCAUCCAGGGAACACCCAUCUGUCCAAGAAAAGAAGAAGUCCACUAUCUGGCAGUUCUUCAGCCGCCUCUUCAGCUCAUCAUCCAGCCCCCCUCCAGCCAAACGGUCCUACCCGUCUGUGAACAUUCACUACAAGUCACCUACAGCAGCCGGCUUCAGCCAGCGUCGCAGCCAUGCCAUGUGCCAGAUCUCAGCCGGCAGCCGACCCCUGGAGUUCUUCCCUGAUGAUGACUGCACUUCUUCUGCCCGGCGGGAACAGAAGCGGGAACAAUAUCGCCAGGUUCGUGAACACGUGCGCAAUGAUGACGGAAGGCUGCAGGCCUGUGGGUGGAGCCUGCCUGCCAAGUACAAGCAGCUGAGCCCCAAUGGAGGCCAGGAAGACAACCGUAUGAAAAAUGUGCCUGUCCCUGUGUAUUGCCGCCCUCUGGUAGAGAAGGACCCCACAAUGAAGCUUUGGUGUGCUGCUGGUGUCAACCUGAGUGGGUGGAAGCCAAACGAAGAGGACUCUAGCAGUGGAGCCAAGCCCACACCAGGUAGAGAUCCUCUGACCUGUGACCGGGAAGUUGAAGGCGAGCCCAAGAGCAGCCACCCAUCUCCUGAGAAAAAGAAGGCAAAGGAGGUCCCUGAGGCGGAUGCUACCUCCAGUCGGGUAUGGAUACUCACCAGCACCCUGACCACCAGCAAAGUGGUGAUCAUUGAUGCCAACCAACCAGGCACUGUCGUGGAUCAAUUCACAGUUUGCAAUGCCCACGUCCUAUGUGUCUCCAGCAUCCCUGCGGCCAGCGACAGUGACUAUCCCCCUGGGGAGAUGUUCCUAGACAGUGAUGUGAACCCCGAAGACUCAGGUGCUGAUGGUGUGCUGGCUGGCAUCACUCUGGUGGGGUGUGCUACGCGCUGCAAUGUACCACGUAGCAACUGUUCCUCCCGAGGAGACACUCCAGUACUGGACAAGGGGCAGGGGGAUGUGGCAGCCACCGCCAAUGGGAAAGUAAACCCAUCCCAAUCCACAGAAGAAGCCACAGAAGCCACAGAGGUGCCAGACCCUGGUCCUGGCGAGCCAGAAGCAACCACAGUUCGGCCCGGGCCACUCACAGAGCAUGUCUUCACUGACCUGGCACCUACCCCACCCUCCAGCACCCAGCCUGCCAGUGAAAGUGGGCCAGAGCCCAGUGGCAGCAUUGUACAGCCUCAGGUGGAGCCCAGUGGGGAGCCCUCUGCAACCACCAGCAGUGCUGCACCCACCAUGUGGCUAGGAGCCCAGAAUGGCUGGCUCUACGUGCAUUCAGCAGUAGCCAACUGGAAGAAGUGUCUGCACUCCAUCAAGCUAAAAGACUCUGUGCUGAGCCUGGUGCAUGUCAAAGGCCGAGUGCUGGUAGCUCUUGCAGAUGGGACCCUGGCUAUCUUCCAUCGUGGCGAAGAUGGCCAGUGGGACCUGAGCAACUAUCACCUGAUGGACCUGGGCCACCCACACCACUCCAUCCGUUGCAUGGCCGUUGUAGACGACCGAGUCUGGUGUGGCUACAAGAACAAGGUGCAUGUCAUCCAGCCCAAGACAAUGCAGAUCGAGAAAUCAUUUGAUGCCCAUCCAAGGCGGGAAAGCCAGGUGCGACAGCUUGCCUGGAUCGGUGAUGGAGUAUGGGUUUCUAUUCGCUUGGAUUCCACCCUUCGACUCUACCAUGCUCACACCCACCAGCACCUGCAGGAUGUGGACAUCGAGCCAUAUGUUAGCAAGAUGCUGGGUACCGGCAAGCUGGGCUUCUCCUUCGUCCGCAUCACAGCCCUACUCAUUGCGGGCAACCGUCUGUGGGUGGGCACUGGCAAUGGGGUUGUCAUCUCCAUCCCCCUGACUGAGACUGUGGUCCUGCAUCGAGGCCAGCUUUUGGGGCUCCGAGCCAACAAGACAUCUCCAACAUCUGGGGAGGGGACCCGCCCAGGGGGUGUCAUCCAUGUGUAUGGGGACGACAGCAGUGACAAGGCAGCCAGCAGCUUCAUCCCCUACUGCUCCAUGGCUCAAGCUCAACUCUGCUUCCAUGGACACCGUGACGCUGUCAAAUUUUUUGUCUCUGUGCCAGGAAAUGUACUUGCCACUCUGAAUGGCAGUGUGCUAGACAGCCCAUCAGAGGGUCCUGGGCCUGCUGCGCCUGCCGCAGAUUCUGAGGGCCAGAAGCUGAAGAAUGCGCUGGUGCUGAGUGGUGGUGAAGGUUACAUUGACUUCCGCAUUGGGGACGGCGAGGAUGAUGAAACAGAGGAAGUUGCUGGGGAUGUGAACCAGGUGAAGCCCGUGUUGUCCAAGGCUGAGCGCAGCCACAUCAUCGUGUGGCAGGUUUCCUACACCCCUGAGUGAACCUGCCCUGCCUGAUGCCAACUGUACAUAGGACCCUACCUGCCUGCCCUCCCGCCUGUUCCCUGGGGCAGUCAGGUUCGUCCAUCCCCUUUUAACCUCUCAACUUGCAGCUUUUGCCUGAGGUCCAGCCCCCAGCUGUUAGAGAGGGGUGAAGCAAGUUUGGGGAGUGAGACAGGAGGAGGAGAGCCUCUGGGACACCCUCUCUCCAGCAGCUCCUGGCCCUGGCCAACACCCAGCCCCAGUGAAGUCCCAGGGGCCCCUCAGGGCAAGUCAGGACCAAGAUUGCUAUGGGCAGCCACCACAGGUGGCCCUGGCAGGAGCCGCAGCCGCAUACUGCCGAGUCUUCCCCAAGUCUACUUGCUUUGCAUGCAGCCCUGAGGGACCCAGGCCUAGCCACUGUCCUCUGCCCAGAAGCAAGGCUAGAACUGUCUGGAUUCCGGGACCUCAGCCAGCCAUCUCUGGAAUUUUCCCUAUCUCCAAACUUACAUUCCCUUGGCCCCAGCCUGGGUCUUACCUAGGAACCUGGCAUGAAAGCUCAGGGCCAUCCUCCCUGGGCAGCUGCUUCAAAAGAUGACAAAUACCCAUUAACCCAAGGGAUCCCAAGAUUGUCCAGCCCCUCAUAGAUCAGUGUCCCCUAGGCUCUUCAUGGGCACAAGAUUAACCUUGGAGGAGCAAGACCCUAGUGCCCUCCCCCUCCCAGAAGCCCCAAGGGUAGAAUUUCUCAGGCUGCCAGGGCAGGCACAGGCCUCAGGAAGAAGGAUGGCCCUGGUGUCCCCAGAGUCAGUCCUAGGAUGCAGGCUCGGCCUCAGGUUAAUGGAGGAUGGUGUGCUCCCAGGGCCUGCCUCCUGCACAGGGCUCGAAAGAGCCCAGCUUGCGGACACGUACUAAGUGCCUAGGGCUGCCAGCUGUGGCCUGCUCCCUUGGAGAGCAACUAACAGGCUGCCAGGCAGAGAGGCCAGAAGAGCUGAGGACUGGCCAGGAUGGGCAGAGUUAUAAGCAAGUGUGUGGAGGCAGGUGCUGCCCUGGCCCUGGUCUUACUCUUCCAGGGGCAUUGAUCAGAGUCAGCUGGCCUCUACUGCCCUCUCACCACCAGAGAAGCACAGAUCCAGGGGCAUUGCCCCUGAGCCCAUCUGGCCACAACAAGCUGCAGCAUUGUGCAGCUGCAGGCUUCUCCCCACCAUCCUGCCACCUCUCCACUGUGAUGUAUGUCCCUUGUCUGUUCCCACAGGAGUGUGAAGUGACUGGGGUUAGCUGGGUGGGUGCAGCUGGAGGAAGGGGCCAGUGCAACUCUCCUCAGGCUUUGGCCUUGCAAGUGAACUCACAUAUCUGCUCUGUAUGUAAUAAAUGUCUUAACAGUA